Chaetomium fimeti is the source of this 3012-nucleotide messenger RNA. RefSeq lists its product as uncharacterized. The transcript has a single exon. NCBI's taxonomy places the organism in Eukaryota, Fungi, Ascomycota, Sordariomycetes, Sordariales, Chaetomiaceae. Bases 140 to 2935 code for a protein of 931 amino acids. The record is from RefSeq and is a predicted model, not a curated record. Gene Ontology annotation, biological process: protein histidyl modification to diphthamide. Gene Ontology annotation, molecular function: diphthine-ammonia ligase activity.
GUAUCUCCACGCGCGGGACGACCCGGUGUGGGUGUCCCUGGUCCAGCUCAGUGUGCCCAGGAAUUCCCAGGCAGUUAGCGGGUUGCUCGCUGUGGCGGAGUGACGAGUCCCCAAGAACUUCUUGACGGAUUUGGCAACGAUGGCGUCCAACCAGGCCGACGGGGGGCUCAAUGUGAUUGCCCUGGUCUCUGGUGGCAAAGACAGCUUUUUCUCGCUCCUCCACUGCCGGGCCAACGGGCACCGCGUCGUCGCCCUCGCCAAUUUGCACCCGAUACUACCACAGCAGUCUGGGCCCCGCGAUGAUACCUCGCGCACCCCGGCUGCCACAGCUUCCGUUGCCCCAGCGGUCAGUGCCGCCGUCUCGGCCCCGGGACUCAUGUCAACCCCUGGCCAUGGGCCGCGUCAAGGUUCGGGCAAGGGUGGGCACCCCGUCGCCGUUCUGCCGGGUCAUGAAGGUGGGGGGGCUGGAAAUGAGAUGGUGCCCGAAGCAGAUGAGGAUGAACGGGACCUCAACAGCUUCAUGUACCAGACGGUGGGCCACCAGGUGAUCCCUCUCUAUGCCGAGGCUACAGGCAUCCCGCUUUACCGCCGGGCAAUCACCGGCGGUGCGACCCAGCACGGAAAGGACUACUCUCAUCACCGGAGCCCUCCCACCCCUGCGGCCGGGGACGACUCCGGCGCCGGUGCAGGAUCGGAGGCAGGGGCCUUCGCAUUGACGCCGAAGCUUGAUCAGAAGAAGAAUGGGGCUUCCGGGUCGGACCGUGCCCGUGAGGCCGAGGACACCGACGAGACCGAGUCCAUGGUCCCGCUCCUCCUGGCCAUCAAGAAGGCGCACCCAGAAGCCAACGCCAUCUGCGCCGGCGCCAUCCUCAGCACCUACCAGCGCACCCGCGUGGAGUCGGUGGCUACCCGCCUCGGGCUGACGCCGCUGGCCUAUCUGUGGAAGUUCCCCGUGCUCCCGACCCCGGGUCCCUUAGACCCCAUCGCCGGGUCUGAUGCCCAGCUGCUGGAUGACAUGGCGGCGGCGGGAGUAGAGGCCCGCAUCAUCAAGGUUGCGAGCGGCGGCCUGGACGAUGCGUUUCUGUGGACCAACGUUGCGAGUGCCGCCGGAAAGGGCAGGCUUGCUCGGGCGAUGCGGCGCUUUGGCGCGGCCGAGACGGGCGCCGUGAUCGGGGAAGGGGGCGAGUUCGAGACCCUUGUGCUGGACGGGCCGCCGGCGCUGUUCAGGAAGCGGAUCGUGGUUGCUGAAGGUGACCGCCGUGUCGUUAGGGAGGGCGGCGGGAGUGCCUGGCUUAGCCUGCGGAAUGCGAGGUUGGAGGAUAAGGCCGAGGAGCCAGACGCAGGCGCGGCUGGGGGUACUGUUCGGAUUCCUGAUCUGCUUGAUUCCAAGUUUGUUGGUGUGAUGAAUGCGCUGUCUUCGCCUGAUACGGAUGGUUCUCUCCAGUCAGGUCCAGUUGCGGAGGUUGAGUUCUCCUCUCAGGUUGGGAUUCUUCAACCGCCUGCUCGUGAACAUCUUCAGCAGUGGUCUUUCGUCGGCAGCAAGUUAGAUUCCGUCGAAGAAGAGACUCGCUCUAUUGUCGAGCAAGUCCGUCAGCGGCUUCGGGAACAAGACAUUCCACCGUCCGCUAUCCUUAGCGCCACGGUCAUCCUCAGACGUAUGGCCGAUUUCCCCGCCGUUAACAGUGUCUACGGCACACUGUUUGACGCACCUAACCCCCCCUCGAGAGUUACUAUCUCCUGCGGUGACGCCGCGGCCGCCAACAUCGCCAUCUACCUGACCGUUCACACCGCCCUCCAGCCCAACCAGCGCCACGGCCUGCACGUGCAGUCGCGCUCGUACUGGGCACCCGCCAACAUCGGGCCCUACAGCCAGGCCAUCUCCAUCCCCGUAUCGAGCCUCGGGGGAUCUGGCGAGUCGGAUGCUUCCUCUUCCUCCUCCGGCGCAAGACUCGUCAGCAUCGCAGGCCAGAUCCCCCUCGUCCCGGCCACUAUGGCUUUGCCAGUCGGCAGCACCGCAGACACCCUGCCGCUACAGCUAUCCCUCUCCCUCCAGCACCUUUGGCGAAUAGGCCUCGAGAUGGGCGUCCAGUGGUGGACCAGCGCCGUAGCCUACUUCCCGGUAUCUCCUCCCGGCCAGGAGAACGAUGAGAACAGCGAGAUGCGCUCCAAAGCGCAAGCAGCCUCCACCGCCUGGACAGCAGCCCACACCCCCCACCCCACCACCACCGACGACGACGACAACGACACCAGCGACGACGAAACCGGCCCCGACCUCUGGGACCGCCGCUACAACCCCGCCUACAUGACCUUCACCUCAGACCACAACAACGCCAACAGCCGGGCUUCCGCCCCAACCCUACCAGACCGCUCCGUCCUCGCCACCACCCGCACCCCACUACCCUCACAGCCAGCCGUGCCGCCGCUGUUUGUCGCCGAGGUCGACGCCCUCCCGCGCGCCGCUGCCGUCGAGUGGCAUGCCCACCUGGGCGUGGCGCGCGCUGGCGAGGGUGCCGUGCAUGUUCGCCGUGCUGCUGUGUCGGCUGUGCCUGGUGGGGAGGUGGUUGUGUGGCAGGUUGUUGUUGACGGCUCUGCGGCUGCGGCUGGGUCUGGGUCUGAGUCUGGGGAAGGGGAAGGGGAAGGGCGCGGGGUGCGGUUUGUGCAGACGGUUGUGGCGGAGCGGUGUGGGCCCGAGGGUCGGGGUGUGGCGGUGGUGCAUGGUGAUGUUGCGAGGGAGGCGCUGUCGCAGCUGGGCGAGUCAGGUUCUAUUGGCGUGGAGCCGGCUGUGGUGGUGAGGUAUGUGGAUGCGACGGUGUUUACGCCGGGCGGUGGUGAAAGGGGUGAGGGUGGUGGGCCGGUUGUGCCGUGUCUGUCGUUGUGGGAUGGUGAUGGGGAAAGGUUGGCGGCGGUGACGGUGUAUCAGAGUGUAUUUGAGUGAAAGGCCAUGUCUGAUAGGGGGUCGCUCCAGGUGUGUGCAGCCGAAGGGGGUCUGGAGCCCACCUGACUUGAUUAUCC